Messenger RNA from Ipomoea nil (Japanese morning glory), 1133 nucleotides. RefSeq names its product two-component response regulator ARR6-like. NCBI's taxonomy places the organism in Eukaryota, Viridiplantae, Streptophyta, Magnoliopsida, Solanales, Convolvulaceae. Gene Ontology annotation, biological process: phosphorelay signal transduction system; cytokinin-activated signaling pathway. The transcript has 5 exons. The record is from RefSeq and is a predicted model, not a curated record. Bases 213 to 896 code for a protein of 227 amino acids.
UCUCUAUAUCUUUCUAUAUCUAUGCACACUACGUACACGUAUACACACCUCAUUCGCCUCCCCCUCUCUCUCUCUCUCUAUGUGUGUGUACAUACAUAAAUACGCUCACCAACAUUUCUUUCUUUGUACAAUUCCAUUUUCUUGGACUCCAAGCAUCUGCCUUCUGCAAAACUUUAACACCCUUUUUUGGUUUAGUUCCUAGAAUUGAAGAUAUGGUCAUGGGGAAGACGGAGAAAGUCGCCGCCGGCGAUGAUUGCUGUUCCGGCGGUGUACAUGAGUUGCAUGUUCUUGCCGUCGACGAUAGCCACGUCGACCGGAAGGUCAUUGAGAGGUUGCUCAAGAUCUCUGCCUGUAAAGUUACAGCGGUAGAGAGUGGGAGCAGAGCUCUACAAUAUCUGGGCUUGGAUGGAGAGAAAGGCUCUGCUACAAUUGAUGGUCUGAAGGUAAAUCUGAUAAUGACAGACUAUUCAAUGCCUGGGAUGACUGGUUAUGAACUACUCAAAAAGAUUAAGGGUUCUUCAGCACUGAGGGAAAUUCCUGUUGUGAUAAUGUCAUCUGAAAAGGUUUUAGCUCGCAUUGAUAGAUGUCUGGAGGAAGGGGCUGAGGAGUUUCUGAUGAAGCCUGUUAAGCUGUCCGAUGUGAAGCGUCUUAAAGAUUUCGUGCUGAGAGGAGAUGGGGAGAGCAAAGAGGCGGGAGCAACAACCCGUAAGAGGAAAUCGACAGAUGAAUCGUUCACAAGGCCGCCAUUAUCUCUUUCCUUGGCGUCGUCUUCGCCCUCCAUCCAUCCCGAGACUACUACGCCUCUGUCCCCGAGGUGUUCAUCAGUUGCACUGCCACUUCCUCUCUCGAAACAUCCUAGACUGCACCAAGACACUGAGCCACUGGUUGAUCCCUGAACCAUAUAUCUCAGUUUUUGAAUUUUGAUUUUGGGUACCCUUUGCCCUUCUUUGCCUGGUUAAUUCACACUUGUACAUGCUUACCUGUAGAAACACCAUUUCACACCUUUGGGGAGAAGGAAAAUGUUCAGAUAUGGAAGGAAAAAAUUAUAUAUAUCUUAACCUGAUUUUGUUCACAUUUUUGUUUUGUGGAUUCUAAUUCUGUAAAUCUGUAAUUUAUGUUGUUUGGUUGGAUGA